AUGGGGCGCGGGGCUCCGCUCGCACCGAGCCUGCUGCGGGCGGCGCUGCUGCUCGCCCUGUGCCCCGCCGCCGGCAGCACCUGGAUGUGGCUGGGCAUCGCGGCCGCCGGCGGGCCCGAGAGGCCGGGCUGCGCCAGCCCUCCGCUGAGCCGCCGGCAGCAGGAGCUGUGCGAGCAGAAGCCGGAGCUGAUGCCCGCGGUCCGGGAGGGAGCGCGCCUGGGGCUGCAGGAGUGCCGCAGCCAGUUCCGACACGAGCGCUGGGACUGCCGCUCGCCGCCCGCCGCCCAGCGCGGCACCGCCGGCACCGGGCAGCAGCUCGGCAGCGGCACGAAGGAGACGGCGUUCGUGUCGGCGGUGACAGCGGCGGGGCUGGUGCACUCGGUGACACGCUCCUGCAGCGCGGGGAACGUGACCGAGUGCUCCUGCGAUGUCACCCUGCGGCACGGCGGCUCCGCCAGCGAGGGCUGGCACUGGGGCGGCUGCUCGGACGACAUCCACUACGGAAUGUCCUUCAGCAGGACGUUCCUGGACGCGCCUCUGAGGAACGCGACGGGCAGGAGCGGGCUGGUGGCCGUGGACCUGCACAACAACGAGGCCGGCAGGCAGGCUGUAGCAAAGCUGAUGUCUGUGGAUUGCCGUUGUCACGGUGUUUCUGGGUCCUGUGCUGUGAAAACUUGUUGGAAAACCAUGUCAUCCUUUGAAAAGAUUGGCCGGUUUUUAAAGGAGAAGUAUGAAAACAGCAUACAAAUAUCAGACAGACUGAAAAAAAAGGUAAGCAGGAAAGAGAAAAGCCAGAGAAAAAUACCAAUUGGGAAGGAGGACCUGCUGUAUGUGAACAAAUCACCCAAUUACUGCGUUGAAGACCAAAAACUGGGGAUCCCUGGCACUCAGGGCAGGGAGUGCAACCGCACGUCGCAGGGCCCCGAGGGCUGCAACCUGCUGUGCUGCGGGCGCGGGUACAACACGCACGUCGUGCGGCACGUGGAGCGCUGCGAGUGCAAGUUCGUCUGGUGCUGCUACGUGCGCUGCAGGAGGUGCGAGACCAUGACCGACGUGCACACCUGCAAGUGAGCUGAAGUGCAGGAAACACGGCCAGAGCGGCCAGCCUGCGUGCUGCACGCAGCCCCUGCCGCGGGGCAGCAGCCACUGUCACCAUGCGGGAUUGCAGAGGGAUCGGCCUCAGGGGAACAGGUACUGCCACACCAAGGGCAGUCCAAGUGAGCCUCGACUGAAAGGAAAGCUGAGUAAACAUCAGGCUGCAUGCAGGGACAGCUUAAACACCAAAAAGGACUCCCGAUGACACAUUUGAACGUGUUACUCCAUGAGCAGAGACAGAUGCUAAACUUUUCAAGUAUUUAAUAGACACAAUGUCCUGAAGAUCCGUGUGUGGUGGAUGGGCGCAGUGGAGAAAUCUCAAGAUCUCAUUAGCCAGAGACUGAAGAGUCAAGAGAGUUUGUAAAACACAUUAGACAUAGUCCUUAUGUCUGUGCUUUUAAAACUGGGACUAGACAGUUCAUUUCUGCAGAGUUCAGAAAGACCCACAAAGAUAGGGAAAGAGUUCAGCUGUUGAGCACCAAGCAUGUGCUUUGCAGCCAUUCACAAAACUGCCUCCUGCAAAAUGUGCAGUGUGAGACUGCAGAGAGCUCAGCAGGGUCUGCCUGGAAAAGGAGGGUCAAGCUGUGCCCAGAGGAGAGAGGCAGGAGCACGGAUUGGUGAAUGUGAAUGGGGUACCAAACAGCAACCUCAGGAUUUUUAACAGGUUGUCCUUCAAACACACAAGGGACAGGCCUGAGAGGGGACAGAAAUACAGUUUGAUAUUUGAAGGAAAUAAAAGCCUCUGCAGGCAUUUCCUGAGUAUCUGAGCACACAUUGUGCGAAUCAGCUGGUUGUCACCCCACUCUUGAAUUCUAUGCAAUAAUCUGCCACAUUCAACCAUCUCACUGGUGGUUCACCAUCUUUAUAGAAAUUAACCACAUGAGAUUUAGCCCAAAGGAAUCUGCCAUAAAGCAAAGGAUUUUUUUAAAUAGAUUUUCUUUAUAGAAUCAGCAGCUAGAAUUUUUCAUUAGGUUGCAUCCUCAGUAAGUUCAAUGCACAAAAUAAUUUAUGGAUUGGCUCACACCACUAAAAUAUUUAAACUGUUAAUGAUAACACUUUCUCUGUCUCCAUAUGUUGGCCUAAUUUUAUUAUACAUCUGUGAAAGGUUGUUUAUUUUUAUGCAGUGAUUUAAUUCCUGGCUUAAAAAGCAUCAUGUGAAAGGAUUACUGUUGUUUAAUUGUGCAAAGAACUAUUUUUGAUAAGACAAGAAAGCUUAUAUUUUGUAAAUAUUUAAAUUAUGCAAGUUAUGUAAAAGGUUUCCACAACUAUUGUGAUAAGACUAUAGCCCUUGAGAUUUGUUGGUUAGGUAUUUGUUAAUAUUGUAGUAACCUUCAACUGAAUUUUGUUUGCAUGUGCUGGGGGAAAUUAGUCAGAGAACUGCAUAAAUGUUAGGGGUUUUAUCAUCAGGGUGGUUAUAACUAUUGCAGUUCAUACACACUGAUGAGAAACACUACGAUUUUCUAAAAGGUCAGUUAAUUA
Messenger RNA from Melospiza melodia melodia, 2574 nucleotides. It is a transcript of the gene WNT16, whose product is annotated as Wnt family member 16. Gene Ontology annotation, biological process: neuron differentiation; canonical Wnt signaling pathway; multicellular organism development. Gene Ontology annotation, cellular component: extracellular region. The coding region runs from base 1 to 1071 and encodes 356 amino acids. Gene Ontology annotation, molecular function: cytokine activity; frizzled binding. The record is from RefSeq and is a predicted model, not a curated record. The transcript is spliced from 4 exons. Lineage: Eukaryota; Metazoa; Chordata; Aves; Passeriformes; Passerellidae.